Molecule: messenger RNA, 2943 nt
Organism: Dimorphilus gyrociliatus
Lineage: Eukaryota; Metazoa; Annelida; Polychaeta; Dinophilidae
Source: the annotation of a GenBank genome assembly
GUAUGGGCAGAACUUCCGCCGGGAGUUUCUUCCCUAAUCGAGAUGUCAACGUUCUUUAAACGAAUUUUAGGUGAUGGAAACAAUUCAAAAGUUAACGAUGCGUCAAAGACAAACGCCCCAACACCUAUGGUUGCCAGCUUACAAAGAAAAUUCGCUAAAGGUGUCCAAUACAACAUGAAAAUCGUUAUCAAAGGUGACCGAAAUGUAGGCAAAACUGCUCUUUUCGAAAGGUUACAGGGGAAAAAAUUCCGAGAAGAAUACAUUCCCACAGACGAAAUACAAGUCACGUGUAUUCAAUGGAACUACAAGGCAACAGAUGAUGUUGUCAAAGUGGAAGUUUGGGAUGUCGUUGAUAAAGGCAAACCAAAAAAGAAGACAGACUCCUUAAAAUUAAGUAAUAAUUCAAUAGACGAACUAGAAGAACCAUGCUUGGAUGCAGAUUUUAUUGAUGUAUUUAAAGGCAGUCACGGAGUUAUACUUAUGCUCGACGUAACAAAGUCGUGGACUUUUGGUUAUGUUGAAAGAGAAAUUGUAAAAAUACCAGAUCGUAUACCCAUAUUAGUUUUAGCAAAUCACCGAGAUAUGGGACAUCAUCGAACUGUUAGUCAGGAUUCUAUUAAGACUUUCUUAGAAGAUUUUGAACGAUCUAGACCUGAGGGUAGCGCUCAAAUUCGGUAUGCUGAAGCUUCGAUGAAGAACGGCUUCGGAUUAAAAUACUUACAUAAAUUUUUCAACCUACCAUUUCUACAAUUGCAGAAAGAGUCGUUGUUGACACAGCUUGAAACCAAUAGGCGAGAGUUUGACGCAACAGUUCAUGAGUUAAAUGCUUAUGGCGAAUCAGAGUUACAAAAUUAUGAUCUUUUCAUUGAGCAGUGUCAAGGAACUGGUAAAAAACCGAAAGAAUGUGUUCCAGACACAAGCAUAAAAAUGGCACCUCCUGCUAAACCCAUACCUGGUAUGCAAUUAAAUAUUUCGUCUUCCGCUCCAUCCCCUCCUACUUUGUCGAUAACGCCAGCAACAACACCUAUUCAAUCCCCGCCCUCCACUUCAACAAAUUUUGUUUCGAAAUUAUUUAAGAAGAUUCAAAAGGAAGAAAUCGAAACCCCCCCCAAAGAGAGUAUAAAAGAAGCUGAAGCCAGUACAAGUAGUCAAAGCCCUGAAGAAAGUGUAAAAAAUAUAGAAGAGUUUGUGCCUGAGGAAGGCAUUGAUGCUAAUUUCUUGGCAGAUACUAAUGAAAAAUCAGCCAAAAUUGAUUCAGGUAAAGAUGAAGAGUCAGACGAUGCUGAUGAAAAAGCAAACCCUUUGGUAGCUGGAUUUCAAGAAGAUAUAGACUCCGAAGAAGAUUCUGUGCCUUCUAGAGUAUCAAAAGUACAAGAUAUUCAAUUAAGUUCCGACGAAGAUGACCUUAAUAAGUUAAAAGUAGAAGAGGACAUUAAUGAUAGUAGCGUUAACGUUGAGGAAGUCUCGUCCGAAUCGAAAGGUAUCGAAUUGACUGAAGCUGACGUGGAUUUUCUAGAUAAACAAUUUUUGUGCGAAACCCCAUCGAACGAACCAUCAACAACAGUAAGAACAACUCCUUCACCUCAAGAACAAAGUAAGAAGAAAAAAAAAGAUAAAAAAGAUAAGAAAAAGAGGAAGAGUAAGAAAUCUAAUAAAGAUAACGGGGCCAAAGAAAGUGACGAGUCAAAAAAACAAAAAAAUAAGGAAUUAGAUGAUUAUGAAAAAUUUUUGGCUGAUGGAGAAGGUGGAGAAAGCAACGGAUACGAGUGUCUUUGUGAUCUGGAACAUUGUGUAAAGGGGGCGAAUGCUUGGUCAUCCGAAAGUAUCGAACGAGCAAAACAUGUUUUAGAGCGUUAUCCUUUAAUAGACGGACAUAAUGACCUUCCAAUGGUUUAUAGGCGUCGUGUCAAUAACCGAGUCGAUUUAAUAAACUUGGAAGAAGAUGUUAAUCCCCAAUGGGGAGCCAGUCAUACCGAUAUACCAAGGAUGAGACAGGGAAAAAUGGGUGCUCAAUUUUGGUCAGCUUUUGUUAGCUGUACUUCUCAGUACAAAGACGCUCUUCGCUUAACUAUUGAACAAAUCGACGUUGUUCAUCGAAUGACUGAAAAGUAUCCAAAUCACUUUAAGAUGGUCACUUCAGCGGAUGAAAUAGAGGAGGCCUUUUCAAACGGUCUUAUGGGCUCAUUGAUUGGUGUUGAAGGUGGUCACUCUAUGGACAAUAGCUUAGCCGUUCUACGUCAGUUUUACUCCUUGGGAGUUCGUUACAUGACUAUUACGCAUAGUUGUAACACACCAUGGGCUGACGCAUCGCCAGCCGAUGAUAAUGGCCCUGAGCAUGAUGGUUUGACUGAUUGGGGUCAAUUAGUCGUAAAAGAAAUGAAUAGACUAGGCAUGCUAGUCGACUUAAGUCACGUAUCUACAAGGCUUAUGGAAACUGCUUUCAAUAUUACUAAAGCACCCGUAAUAUUUAGCCAUUCCUGCGUGUAUGCUAUUUGUAACACUCAUAGAAACGUUCGAGAUCAUAUUCUUGAUAAGCUGAAAGAAAAUGGUGGUAUACUAAUGAUAACUUUUGUGAGAUACUUUCUCGGUUGUGCUCCAGCGAAUAGAAACCCCGAUGUGAAGUUGGUUGCGGAUCAUAUCGAUUACGUAAAAAAUCGUAUUGGUGCCGAUUACGUUGGUUUGGGAGGUGACUACGAUGGAAUGGCGGGGGCACCCGAUGGUUUAGAGGACGUUUCUAAAUACCCUAAUUUAUUUGCUGAAUUAGCCGAGAGGGGGUGGACUGACACUGAACUAGAAAAGUUAGCUGGUAGGAAUUUGAUAAGAGUAUUGAGAAAGGUUGAAGAGGUCAGAAACCAGUUAGCAGGUGAAGGAGUAAGGCCUAUCGACCAAAUAAUUCCAGAAUCAGCUUUGGCUAAUCGUACCGAGUGCAGAACUUCAUUCUGA